This is a messenger RNA of Acanthosepion pharaonis, 2310 nucleotides long. The record is from the annotation of a GenBank genome assembly. NCBI's taxonomy places the organism in Eukaryota, Metazoa, Mollusca, Cephalopoda, Sepiida, Sepiidae.
AUGUUUGCUUCGUUUAUCUUUUGCAUACCUUUUCCUGAUCAUUUUUCAAGUUCUGUUAAUUGUGACCAUAUGAGGAAAAUGAAUGAAACAAAGAAAUGGGCUUGUGACUACUGCACAUAUGAGAAUUUCCCUGCUGCUAAGAAGUGCACUUUGUGUCGUGCAUCGCGAACACCACAGAUCAUCACAGAUGACACGUUUAACAGUGAGCAAGACAUCUAUAAAAUGGCAUCUAUGAUGUCAUCAUCAACUAACAGCAGUACACCUACCAUCAUUAACACAAGCCCUACACAAAAUGAUGUUGAGGGUAGUAGCAGUCGUAAAAGCCCUACUUUUGUUGCCCCUUGGACUGAUAAAUGGGCGUGUCAUCUGUGCACAUACUUGAAUUGGCCCCGUGCAGUGAAAUGCACACAGUGUCUGUCACCUCGAAAACAAUCUCCAACAUCUGCUAGUGUGUGCAAUCCAUCUGUUCCCCAAGUCCAGGGUCAGCCUCUUUGUAUCAACACUGAUGACCAGGGAGGUAAUAAUGUGGCCAAACGCAAUUCUCCUAAUUCUCCUGAAACUGCCAAAGACUUUUACAAUGAUAAAAAUCGAGCUGUGUCCUCGGUUUUCACACGCUCCCUCGGCAAGUGGACUUGCAAAGCCUGCACAUUUGACAACUGGCCCAAGUCCCUUAAGUGUGUUAUUUGUGGAGCAAAUAAGCCGAUACUUGAAGGCAGCACCUCAUGCCAUAACACUCCUAUUGUAUCAUCAUCCCUAGAAAUUUCAGACUCGCUUAAAUCUUCAACAAAUACCACAACCAGCCAUUCGUCCAUUUAUAUUCAUAAAAAUGAACCUCUUGACCCACAACAGCAAGUUGGGGCGACGGCUGCUUUGCCAUUCACGCCAAAUGAACAGGACAACCGCACUGAAGAAAGACGGUUGCGCCUCUUGCGAAAGCGCUUACGUGAUAAAGACUGGUCUUGGUUGAAUGCUUGCAUAGGUGUUGUCGAAGGUGAUUCUGAUGCUGUGGAGACUUACCUUGCAUCUGGGGGUAACCCUGCCCGUCAAAUGACUCAGGAUGAGGUAACCUUACUGAAAAGACCAAGUGCAUUUGAGGUGGGAUACACCUUAGUGCACUUAGCAAUCCGGUUCCAACGUGAGGACUUGCUUGCAGUUUUGCUGACUGCCACAGAUAUGGCAUCUAAGGUGGUCAAGCGUCUUCCAUCCCACUCUAGCCCUGAUUUGGCUACUGACAUUCGCAGAGAAAUCUCAACAUAUCUUAGGCAACGAAAAGGAGACUUCCCUUGCUAUUUUUUUACAGAGUAUGCAACAUUUGCCUUGCCUAAUGAUAUUGAUGAUCUACCCAGACAUAUCCAUUCCAAACUUUUUGAUGAGCUUCUUGAUAAAAAUGUACAAAGUGAAUUGGAAGUUGAAGAAUCUAUAAUAAAUUGGAGUUUGGAAUUAACAGAUAGAUUGAGUAGCCGCUUGUACGCCUUAUGGAACCGAACUGCCGGAGACUGCCUUUUGGAUUCAGUCUUGCAAGCCACUUGGGGUGUCUUUGAUGUAGAUAAUUCACUACGUAGAGCUCUUGCUGAGAGCCUCAGCGAUGGUGCAAUGAUGUUCUACCCUAGAUGGAAAGAAUACGAGUCCAUGCAAGCCCAGUCCUUACACUUCACUCUGGAUGAAAGUCAGUGGCAACACGACUGGGCUGUGCUCCUCAGCCUUGCUAGCCAACCUGGUGCAUCUUUAGAACAAAUGCAUAUAUUUGCACUUGCCCAUAUACUUCGCCGACCUAUUAUUGUGUAUGGGGUUAAGUAUGUGAAAAGUUUCCGUGGAGAGACUAUAGGUUAUGCUAGGUUUCAAGGUGUAUAUUUACCUCUGUUAUGGGAGAGAAGCUUUUGCUGGAAGACCCCAAUCACUUUAGGUUACACACGAGGACAUUUCUCUGCUUUGGUGCCCAUGGAACCAGACACAGACGUUAUGAUUGGGGCCGGGGCCAACAUAGAUUCCAAUGAGGAUGACCAAAUAAUUUAUCUCCCUUUAAUUGACAGCGAGGGGAAACUGCUUCCGGUUCAUUUCCUGAGUCGUUCUGAAAUUGGACGUGAAGAGAGCAUCAUUCGAGAGUGGUUGGAUUGCUGUGUGACCAAAGGUGGAGUUUUAGUGGCUCUGCAGAAGCUGGGCAAACGGCCUUUAUUAGUGAAGCAAAUGGUGGACGAGUGGCUUGACCAUUAUCGCCAAUUGUCACAACACAUGGUUGCCACCAGUCACCAGGCCAGCAUCUCCUCAUCCGCUCCGACUUUCUCCAGUGAUGGUGAGAGCGAUGAGGAGUAA